Hyla sarda is the source of this 4843-nucleotide messenger RNA. Its product is annotated as interferon-inducible GTPase 5-like. Lineage: Eukaryota; Metazoa; Chordata; Amphibia; Anura; Hylidae. Gene Ontology annotation, molecular function: GTP binding; GTPase activity. Bases 830 to 2059 code for a protein of 409 amino acids. The record is from RefSeq and is a predicted model, not a curated record. Gene Ontology annotation, cellular component: membrane. The transcript has 2 exons.
UCUUCUUUAUCGCCAUUUGAUACUUACCUAAUGUGUUCGGCCCGUUGUGACUGACCUGGCCCAGUAAUAUGAACAUCUUCCUUGUGGAAAGGAAACCUUAUUAAACUCCUUCAUUAAAACUGGUGAGGAAGUGACAGUAUUCUCUACAAAGACAUCAAUGGAGCCUGAUAUCAAACAGCCAUGAUGUUUCACACUUCGUUCAUUCUGUCUUUUCAUGUCUGACCUCAAUGCUCAAAUAGAAAGAUUGGCAGUAAAUCAGAUUUCUAACUACUAUAGCCCAAAUAGUAAGAACAUGGGCACUCACCUGUAAAACGUAACUUUUAUUCUUCUAUUAAAAAAAGCACAUUCAUAGACAGGCAGAGAAACAACGAUGACUCCGGCAGCCACUGGAAGUAGACAGGCGACAGACUGCUUCGCAGUAAAACUCGCUUCCUCUGGCCUCCGGCCAGAGGAAGCGGGUUUUACCGCGAAACAGUCUGUCGAGGGGUGAGUGCCCAUCAAGUGUGGAGCGUUACGGAGGAGUUCCUAGUUUGUGCUAUAGUUGUUUUAAAUCUACUUGGACUGUGUUCACAUGUGAGCACCACCCUUUAUGCAUUUUUGUCCUGCUUGGCACUUUAGCAUCAAGGAUUACCUUCUUAGUUUUAUAAUGAGCAGUGGUGCCACCCACAGUUUUUUUCUGUCCCUAGUAGAUUUCUAACUACUGUCUCUUCUCUGUAAACACCAUCACGUUCUAACAGUCCAUUUGCUCUUUUUUCCCUCAGCGCAAGAGGCCAGAGGAAGCGGGUUUUACUGCGAAACAGUCUGUCGAGGGCGCACCAAAAAGAAGGAUAUGGAUUCCAAAAACCUAGUUCCUGAAAAUGAAUUGCAGGAGAUGAGGAACUACUUUGAAAAUGAAGACUUUGCAGGAGCAGUAGAAGAAGUGAAAAAAUACCUCGAAGACAUCGACCAAGUCCCACUGAACAUUGCUGUAACUGGAGAACCAGGAUCGGGAAAAUCAACGUUUAUCAACGUCAUCCGUGGUUUGAAUGAUGAGGAGAAAGAUUCCGCCAAGACGGGCGUUGUGGAGACGACCAUGUCCCCAACAGCCUAUUUACACCCACACCACAGAAACGUGAGGUACUGGGACCUUCCCGGGAUUGGAAGUCCAGGGUUCAAGCCGAUGGAUUAUCUGAAGUUAGUCGAGUUCGAUCGAUACGACUUUUUUUUGAUCAUCACAACAGAACGUUUCAGAGAAUGUCACAUCCUGUUGGCACAAGCCAUCCAGUCCAUGGGGAAGAAGUUCUACUUUCUGAGAUCUAAAAUAGACUCGGACUUAAAAGGUUAUAAACGAGGAAGGGCGAACUGCUACAAGGAGGAGGAUAUACUGAAGAAGAUCCGGGAGGAUAGCAUUAAUGGUCUUAAAGCUGGAGGUAUUGGAAAUCCUCAAGUGUUUCUACUGUCCUGCCUGGAACCAGAUAAAUAUGACUUCUACCUCAUCCAGAAGACUUUGGAGGACGAGCUUCCAAGUCACAAGAGACACAUAUUCCUCUUGUCUCAGCCCAAUUUCUUCCAACAGGCCCUGAAGAAAAAAAGAAAGACCUUCCGACUGCAUAUAUGGAAAUGGGCCAUCGUCUCUAUGAUGAACGUUAUAACGUCACAAUUUUCGGGAGCACACAGAGCAUUGUCUGUUCCACAUUUAUCCACCAAUGGUGAUCUCACCCUCAUAGUCAAUGUAUUGGAAGAAUACAAAAAAGCCUUUGGAUUGGAUACAAGAUCCCUUCAAUUACUGGCAGACACUUUUGGUAAAGAUCCUGAAGAUUUGAGGUCUGUGAUCGAAACCCCGACCGCUUCUCAGGAGAUAACUCACGAGUUGGUUUUCCAUCACUUGAACAGCCAAGGACUAACAGACAUGGGGCGAUUAGUUACGGCAUGUACCAAUCAAUUUGUUCCCAAGAUAAGCACUUUGGCCAGCGGAGGUAUCGCCUUUGGUACAACCUAUUGGAUACUCAGCAGCUUUCUAGCCAAUAUGGCAGAAGAUGCAGCAAGGGUGCUGUCAAAGGCGUUAGAGGCUUCAGAUUAAAGUGUCUAGGUCACCUCCGACACACUUGGAAGCAUUGUCUGAAACUUCAGGACGGACUGUCCGUAACAUGUAUAAGACUUUAUUCCACAUAUCUACAUUUCCACCACUCAGGUUUAGUGUUUACAGGAUUGAGGAUGUAAAAUGAUAAAAUGUUUAGUGUCCAUUUUUAUCUCUCUGUUAUGUUGCUAGACAUUUUAUCCCCUACACAAAGGAUAGGUGAUAAGAUGUCCGAUCGUGGGGUCUCACUGCUGGGGCCCCCCACAAUCUCCUGCAGCACUCUGCAUUCUAAACAAACACUGAUGUGUCCUGCAGCAGUGGUCGUGAUGUUACAGCCAUGGCCCCUCGUGACAUCACAUCACACCCCCUCCCAUAGACAUGAAUGGACGGGGGCGUGGUGUGAUGUCACGAGGGCGCGUGACCGUGACAUCAUGAUCACUGCCCCCGUAUCCGAGCAUUCUGAACAAAACGUUCAGAAUGCUGGAGCACCGGAGUACCUCUUUAAAUGACUGACUAUGAAUCAUACGUCUUAAGCCUCAUAUAAAUAGCGGAGUCAGGUGCAUGUAACCUGCAGGCAGAACAUGGAGUCAGUAUUACACAGCAAUACAGUGACCCCCCGACCUACGAUGGCCCCGACAUAUGAUAAUUUCAACAUAUGAUGGCCUCUCAGAGGCCAUCGCAUGCUGAAGACCGCAUCAACAUAUGAUGCUUUUGUAUGACUGCUUCAGCUGCCGUCAGAUAGCCAUUUAAGGUGCCCCGUGUGUUCUGGUGAUGAUCACUCACCUGUACCCGGCGCUCCGGACUGUCCUCUUCGGGAUCCCCUGCAUCGCUGUCGCUCUCCUUCAUCGUCAUCACGUCGCCGCACACACCGUCCCGUCAUCCAAUAGGAGCGGCGUGCGCAGCGACGUGAGGACGGCAAUGAAGCGCGACGAUCCCAAGCAGCAGAGAAGGUCUGGAGCGGCGGGGACACCACGGGGACGUAGCUUCACCAAUGGAGGGCGACAUCCAGGGCAGCGGUGACUGUCCGGAGCGGCGGGGACAGGUGAGUAUAACUUCCUAUACUUUACAUUGCACGUAUCCCUCAACAUACGAUGGUUUCAACUAACGAUUGUUCAUUUGGAACGAAUUACCAUCGUAUGUUGAGGGAUCAUUGUACUCCCCCCGUGUAUUGUUGUUUAGGGCGUCCAUUUGGUACCAUAUUAUGGAAGUAUUCUCUUCUAGAAGCAAUAGAGCAUCCGAUGGAACGUGUCAUGAUCAGUCAGAAGUAGUCCCUGCACCUCUGUACAAAAUCAGAAGAAUAUAGAGGAACUGUAUGGCCAUAAACACUGCUAUGGUGCCAUACAGACCACUGGAAACUUGUUCAUAGUAGUAAUAUGUGAGUUCCCAUGUUCAUUCUUUCAUCUGCUCAGAAAUGCAUUGCAGUCUGUAGAGACGGCACAUUUUUAAGCGGUCCUAGAGCCUGCUACCGAUGGAAUACUUCCCUUGGAUGUCUUAAAGGGGUACAUCACCCCUAAGAUAUCUUAUCCCCAAUCCUAAGGAUAGGGAAUAAGAUGCCUGAUCAUGGGGGUCCUGCCACUGAUCUCGGCUGCGGCACCCCAGUCAUCCGGUGCACGGAGCCAACUUUGCCCCUGCUGGAUGACUGGCGAUGUGGAGUCGGAGGCUCGAGAUGGCACGGCCACGCCCCAUCAAUGCAAGUCUAUGGGAGGGGGCAUGGCUGUGACAGAAUGAGCCUCUGGCGCUGCACCCGGCGUUCUAAACAAAUGUCGGGUGUAGCAUGGAGAUCACAGUGGGUCCCAGCGGCGGGAUCCCCGUGAUCAGACAUCUUAUCCCCUUGCCUUUGGAUAGGGGAUAAGAUGUCUAGGGGAGGUGUACCCCUUUAGGAGCUAAACCCCUUUAACUUAACAGGCAAGUCUGGCAUUCCGCACUGUAGAAAAGAUAUUGGUUAUAUAAAAUACACAUACUGCUGUUCUCAUAUACUGUGUGUAUCAUAAAGUAGGCGUUCUGUGGUCAUUUAUCUUUCCCAGGAGCCUGAAUGGCAAGGCGGUCUAGUGAUAUUAGGGAUUGAUCACUACAGAGCUAGACAAAUGUGGAAUUCAGAAGUCUGGAACAGCUGGAGGCACACUGUCGAAAACACGUUGUUACCCAGCUUUCCCAGACUUCUGAAUUCCACAUUUGCCUUAUAAAGCAAGAUGUAACAGAGGAAACACUUGGUACAUAUAUUUCACUUCCAAAAGACUCAGGACAACAGUGAGUAUAUAGUAUAUACCAAACAUACCUUUACAUAGGUUGUUACCUGACUGUCCAAAGAAGCUGAAAGGCAGAAAUAUGACUGCAUGACUAGGAAGAAUUGCCAUUCAGCAGUCUAGAAAAGUAGUGUGACUUUCCGUGUAGAGCUAUAAUGGAGACCCCACACUUCUGCGUGAACACUGCUGUAUAUACAAAAUUGGGACAUUAGUAGUAGUAGUAGGUUUUCCCCGUAUGAGCGACCAGUGAGGCGUAGCCACCCGGUGCCGCUGUGUGUGUACUACACUUUGUUUUAUGGCACCCAUAAAUGUAUUUGGAGUAAAAAGCAAUUCUACAACUUUCUGAAAGUUUUGUUUGCUGUAACUGCGAUAACAUUGCUAUUACUGAGAUAAAUUUAUAUUGUUUUUGGACAUUUUUUUCUUCUUUUAAAACAUAAGAAUGAUUAUAAUUUUUUUUUUGCAUAUUCUGGCCCCUCAAUUCUUUUUCUCCCACAUACAUACACUAUCUUCUCUCUCUCUCUCUCUCGCUAUAAUAUAUAUAUAU